CCAGCCUCGCGGCUCCUGCCUGCACCCCCCCUCCCUCCCUCCACACAAACCCCGCGUUGAAAGGAUAACUUUAAAGGAAAUUCAGCUCCAGCGACGGAACUUCUCCACACUUAUAACAGAGUAACGUCGGCUGUCGUUGUGGAGGGAGAGAUCCAGCGAGGAUAAAGUUGCAAGAACUUUUUUUACGCCAGGAAAGGACUCUGAUGUGCUGCAGUAGUUUGGCUGUUGGUAGUCGGGCUUGAUUACAUUUAGUUUACGCUUUUUUUUUGUUGUUGUUGUUGUUGUUGUUGUUGUCCCAGAGGAGUCUGGUGAGAUCUGAAGAGGCGUCUGGAAAAGUUGGCUGAUCAGUCGAUGCUUUAUCAUUCUUUUUAAAAAAAAAAAAAAAAAAAAAAAAAAAAGAAAAGAAAAGUAAAGCCGAGUUAAACCAGUCAACAGGAUUGUCGAACUUUCUGCAUCGCGGCUGGAUUACCUGAUUGCUGCCAACAGAUUGCCACUCAUCGGCAAUAAUAUCUUUUUUUUGAAGUUGCAUUGACUUCGUUUGAGAUUUCAAAGUAAGAGCUCAGGUAGUUUGCGGUGUGGUGUCGCUGUAUUGUACACACGCACGCGGCUGAAACUGGCCACCAAGUGUGCGGCUGAUAAGAGCGCCGAUUAAAGACAAGUUCGGCCCUAACAGACACUUUGUUUUUUUAAAGUUAGUAUAAAACAGAGCGACCUUGAUGCUCCUCGGGCUGUCACAUCCUGUGCAGAUGAUCGAGCACUCAGCCAUCAGAGUUUAUUGUUUCUGUUGAGGUCUACGAGGCUCCAUCCUUUGCGCUCACACAGCCGGACUCCUGAGACCACCAGCGUCUGGAGGAAAAUACAUUCAAAAAAAAAAAAACACACAAAGAAACUGGUUUUUCUCCUCCAAAGAGUCCAGCUCUUCUAAAACAACCCGGUCAGGUGGCACUGACCCAAACUGUUGUGAUGCAUAUUCCCGUAGAGCCGCCCACCACCAGACGGUUCACGCCGCCCUCCACGUCCUUCCCCUGUAAGCUUGGAGACGGCAACGGGGCCAUGGCCACCCCGGGGCCCCUCAGGUCAAGAUCGGACUCCAGGAACGUGGUGGACGUCCUGGCGGACCACGCAGGCGAGCUGGUCAGGACCGACAGCCCCAACUUCCUCUGCUCUGUCCUCCCGUCCCACUGGAGGUGCAACAAGACGCUCCCCGUGGCGUUCAAGGUCGUGGCUCUGGGGGACGUGCCCGACGGGACUCUGGUCACCGUGAUGGCCGGGAACGACGAGAACUACUCGGCCGAGCUGAGGAACGCCUCCGCCGUGAUGAAGAACCAGGUGGCCCGCUUUAACGACCUGCGCUUUGUGGGCAGGAGCGGACGAGGAAAGAGCUUCACUCUGACCAUCACCGUGUUCACCGGACCGCCACAAGUGGCCACUUACCACCGCGCCAUCAAAGUCACCGUGGAUGGACCCCGAGAACCGCGCAGGCACAGGGUGAAGAUAGAAGACCCCCAGAAGAUGCAGUUCUCGGACAGGCUGUCAGAGAUCGAGCGCUACCAGCGGUCUAUGCGGAUAGGCCCAGUGAACAAUAAUCCCCGCCCCAUCCACCAAACCCACCUAAGCACCACACAAGCCCUGUGGCAGGAGCAAAUGGACACCCCCGCUCUGAAGACAUGCAAGGUGGAGGAGGACCUGAGACCAUGGCCAGGGACUACAGACAUCUUCAACCAGAGGACCACCUUCCCGUCUCUGUCGCCGCUGACUGACCCUCGCUUCUCAGACCCCCGCAUGCACUACCCGGGGGCCUUCCCCUACUCCUCCAACACCUCCAGCAGCGGCAUCAGCGGCCUCAGCAUGUCGGCCUCUUCUAGAUACCACACCUAUCUGCCGCCACCCUACUCAAACAACCAAAGCCAGAACUUCCAGUCCAACUCCUACCUGUACUAUGGCACGGGCUCUGGAUCCUACCAGUUCUCCAUGGUGGCGCCGGGGAACACCGGGGGCGAGCGCUCCCCCCGCCUGCUGUCCUGCUCGGGGGCCACGGGCGCCGGCGGGACCAACAGCCUGAUGAACCCGGGCCUGAACAACCAGAGCGAGGGCGUUGAGGCCGACGGCAGCCACAGCAACUCCCCCACCGCCAUGAGCGCCUCGGGCCGCCUGGAUGAGUCCGUCUGGAGGCCUUACUGACUGACGGACGGCUAGACAAUCUGAGGGGGCAGAAGAGGUGAGGGAGGAAAAAGUAAAGAGGAUGAGGAACAAAAAAAACAUGAACACUGAAAGCCAAAAAAAGAAGCAAAAAAAAUAUAUAGAAAUGCUGCAUGUUUGUCUUUUUAUUUCUCCAGCACUCGCUUUAAAGACUUUCUCUGUUUUACCAACUCGCUCAAGACUUCCAUGUAUUUUGUACAUUUUGAGAAAACUCCUGCACUGUGCUAAAACAUGUACUCUUAAAAUAAAUAAAAAAAAGGACUAUAAAAGCCAUAGAAGUUGAGAAGAUGUUCAGCUGAAAACUGUAAAUAGAUGUGCGGGUAAAACCAGAGAAGCCAUAGACAUGUUUCAGGAUCAUUUGUCUGAGGUAAACAGGUACUCAGUAAAAGACAAAAGAACAAAAGACGAUGGCGGUAUGAUCAAUCAGUACAGCUGAUGACCUGGAAAACCACAGCAGACUUUCAUCAAACAGACUGUUCGGACUGAUCUAACUCGAAGUGUGAUCUGAGGUCUGCUACCCCGAGUGACUCCGACAUGCUUCGAGGGCUCGGCUGCUCUGCUGUAGCACUCGGCCCUUUUUAAGCUUUAAUUUCUUUAAGAGUUGAAUAUUGUGUCAGUUGUGAAAACAAUCCUCAGUUGCAUCCAGGGCAUGUUUCGUGUGCUCACGGCACGUAUGCAGGUACCUUCAUUGCCUAAUUUAUUAUCCAAAUGGACACAUUAGCCUUUGGUGCUACGGUGUGCAGUGGAUGUUUCAACGAGAUAGCCGCAUCUUUAAGAGAAGAGCAUUUUGAUGUGUCAGGACUCACAUGUUUAAGAACUAAUGAAUUCUCCUCUGCGGUGUCAUCAGUGUGUCGAGUUUCAACAGGACAAUGGCUGAAAUUUUGAGGAAUGUAAAAGGCUAACACAGAGGGGUAUUUAUUGGUUUCUUUUUUUUUUCUAGAGGAAAAGUUCAGCCCUGUUGUGUCUACUCUUUUACUUUUUCCUUACAUUUCUGAUCCAAGCCCUUUUCUGAAAAAAAAAAAAUAAGGUUCUAGUCUGGUAUUUGUGGACUGGAUGACACGGUUUACUUUUGAUAUUUAUUUGAGCCAAAUUAUGAGGAAAUGUGCGCAUAUACCCAAUAUCCUUAAGCAUUUCUCUCUACCUUUCCUUUUUUUUAUAAAUAUAUAUAUACAGUACAUAUGCCUUAUUUUGUUGUUAAGUAUAAAUUUGGAAUUUGUGUAAUAUAUUGCUACUAAAUUAUAAAAAAAAAAAACCUUUAAUGUAAUUAUUUUGUCUUCCAAUGUAGCUUUGAUGCACUAAAAACCUUUAUUCCUUAUGAACCACGCCCAACAGAUUCUGUUAGUGAGAUGGUGUAUCUAGAGCCGUAAUCCUUUAAACAAUUUCCUAAUUGCCUUCCUGCGCUAAAUAAGCAAUUCGCUUAAUUUUUUGCACUAUGUUUGAAUUUUCAUUUCUCUUUUUUUUUUUUUUUUGGUUAUGUAUUUACAAAUAUCUGAAACUCUGCCGAACUAAAAUAUUCCUUCACUUGAUCCGCUGAUCACCCUUUAAGUGUCCUUUAAACAAAUCCUUCGCCAAGUAAUUAAUGAUGUCACGAUUAGACACACACACACACACACACACACAUUCCUGCACCACAGGUGUGUGUGCACAUUCCCCCCAGUCCGGAGGGCCUUUCCCCUGCAGUUACACAUGUGAUCCCUCUAUCCCUGGAGGAGGGAGAGUGUGAGGAUGAAGGGAUAGGAGAGGUGGGGUCAGAGUGGUAUCUUCUUACCAGCUCCAAGGGCAGUUAUGCAAAAAAAAAGAAAAACGUCCCUUGUUGUGCACGGGUCCCUUUGUUCUGUAAAGUCAGCGAGCGCUUUGAAGCCUUUAUGGCCCCCAUUCUCUCUUUUCUGGUCUAAUUUACUGAUCAGCGGUGCCAGGGGCUCAUGGCUCUGCCAAUAAUUCAUACGCCUGCACGGAUCUUUUGGUUAAGAGCUGAUGUGAAGGCAUUUAUUAUCAGGUGUCUAAUAUCUACUAGAAAAAGUCUUCCACAAGGGGAAAGCAUCCAUGACUCGGAAAGAGUAAGUUGCUACAAAAGUGAGAUUUAAUUUCUAAGUGAAUAGUGAUCCAAAGAGGCUUGUAUUUGCAGCUCAGGUAAAAAAGAAAAAAGUGUUUUGUAGAUUCUCACAUAAAGACCCUCGGCCUUAUUCCUCUUUAUUUUUAAACCAUCAGUAACAUCGUCUCAUUCCUAUCUCCCUUUGAUUUAGAGUACCAGAAUGUUUCCCUGCUCCCUCCUCCUGGGGUCUUUAUACAGUAGGGGGAAUGUCUUUAUUAUGGGCAAAGAAAAUCAUGCAGCUAGAGAAACCACAUGUGUACCUUGUAAUACUUGUGUGGUUCCUUAAAAACAAAACCAAAAACACAAAUAUCUUCACAACUGCCUGUAAUACUGUCAGGAUGAUGGGAAAGAGGUGUGGCAAAACGGCGUCUUGAUUGAUCUCCAAUAUCUUUCUUUAUGCAAAACUAGGACGCCAAAAUGUACAAGUGAGGUGUAUUUCAUUGUUAUUGGAUUAAAGAGCACAAUGUAAUGUUUUUCUCCAUUGUUUUCUUUUUUCUAGAUGCCCCCCUUUUCCUCUUUCAUAUACCAACAUGUUAAUUCAUCUCCUUUCAUUUCUUUUUAAGCUCAAAGCAUGUACAUCUGAAACUGAUAUGUUAAUUUAAGAAUCUCAUCUAUGUAUGUAAUGGCAUCGUUUAUGCUUCCAUAUUGAGUGCUUGUAAAGUUUGCGGAUAAUGUAGUUUUUAAUCAUUUUAAUUAAAAAAAAA
Messenger RNA from Anoplopoma fimbria (sablefish), 4995 nucleotides. It is a transcript of the gene runx3, whose product is annotated as RUNX family transcription factor 3. Gene Ontology annotation, molecular function: ATP binding; RNA polymerase II cis-regulatory region sequence-specific DNA binding; DNA-binding transcription factor activity, RNA polymerase II-specific. Gene Ontology annotation, biological process: regulation of cell differentiation; neuron differentiation; regulation of transcription by RNA polymerase II. Gene Ontology annotation, cellular component: nucleus. The record is from RefSeq and is a predicted model, not a curated record. Lineage: Eukaryota; Metazoa; Chordata; Actinopteri; Perciformes; Anoplopomatidae.